GACAUAGCUAAAUACGUCAGCUUCAAAAUUGUGUUCGGCUUUUUUUUAAUUUUGGAUAUUUUAAAAAUAAAGAGCAAUUUACUCAAACGAUUCAGAAAUAUAUUGCAGUCGUCAAAGAAAUCGCCAUAUCAGCGGAAUGACGAAAUAAACAAAAAUUUCCGAACACAAUUUUUUAGAACAACUAUUUUACUGUAUAAAAAUGAUAUUUUCAUAAAUAUAACUUAAAACCAGCAGGAGCAUAACUCAAAAGCGUAACGGUACCGCGAUUUAAGAUUUUCCUGAAUAAUUCUUACAUUAUUUUAUUGUUUGUUAAUUUUACAACUUUACCAUAUUUUACAUGCACUGGAGAACAUUUGGUGAAAAUUUGAUGAAAAUCGGACUGAUAUUGAGCGCGCAGUAGCGAUUUUCCGCAAAACGCCAAAAAGGGUGUCCUGUAACCUUAAUAUGAUUACAAAGAAGGCAGCAAAGCGUCUUUACAUUAUACGUACCUUAAAGAGAAGUGGUAUGACUGCCGAUGAUUUGUUAACAAUUUAUAUUGCACUUAUUCGUUCGGUUUUGGAGUACUGUUGCCCAGCCCAGUUUGGCACACUAACCUACCAUCUAUUCCUAUCUCAGCGAGCAAAUUGAACGUUUACAGAAGAGAGUUUUGAGAAUAAUCUUCCCAAGUUUAUCAUACAGAGAGCAGGGCCUUUUUUAAGGAUUUUCACUGGUGGGGGGGGCAUUUUUUGAAAAGGGACCUUUCUGUGAGAUAAUAUAUUAGAGGGGGAUAGCAAUGGCUGAAGGCCACGUUUGUGGCCAAUAUACCACGCAUGAAUGGGGGUGGGGAGGGGUCUGGGGCGUACUCCCCCAGAACAUUUUUGAAAUUUGAAUGCCGGAAAUGUCAUUUCCUGCAUUCUGAGCAUCCAAAUUUGCUCCAAAAUUUAUCCUAACUAUACUUGUAUUUGAAAUAAAAAAAGGAAAAAAACGCACAAAAAGUAAAAAAAAAUUAACCAUCGGCAUUUAUCAUUACUUAUUAGAGGAGGAUAGCAAUGGUCGCGUGCGUGGGGGUGUACUCCCCGGGAAAAUUUUUGAAAUUUGAAGCACGGAAAUGCCAUUUCCUGCAUUCUGAGCAUCCAAAUUUGCUCUAAAAUUUAUGCUAAUAGUUGUAUUUGAAAUAAAAGAAGGAAAAAAUGCACAAAAAGUAAAAAAGAAUAUUAACCGUAAUUUAUCAUUCCUUAUUGGAGGGAUAAUCCCCAGAAAAAUUUUGAAAUUUGUAACCCGGAAAUGCUAUUUCCUGCAUUCUGAGCAUCCAAAAAAUAAAAAUAUUAUUAACAGUAAUUUAUCAUUACUCAGUGGUGGAGAAACGUAACAAUUUAAAUCUAUUUGUUAAUCUUUGCUGGUUUGUUUGUAUAAUUUUAGGAAAAAGGGACUUUUUUUUGGGGGGGGGGAUGUGAUUUCGUGGGGGGCACAGGGGGGGACUGGGGGGGCAUUGUAUGUUAAAAAAGGCCCUGACAGAGAGGGCUUUGCCUGCUGCAGAUUGUGUACGGCUGGAUGAUAACAGACAACGUUUGUGCCUUAAUCUCUUCCAAAAGAUCAAUUCAAACGGCGACAAUAAACUCAAUCCGCUCAUACCUAAUUCUAGGCUCAGCGAACAUGGUCGGCCACUUCGUAACUCUGAUAGUCUUUCAAUUUCAAUGUAGUACGGACCGAUUUAAGCGCAGUUUUUUCCCAUCGCUAACUCAAUAUUCUAACAAUAUCUAGUCAACUAUAAUAGACGUUUAUUACUUGUCUUAAUAUUUAAUGUAUGUAAGACAAAUAGUAUAUAUACAAAUAGUCAAUAUUCUAACAAUAUCUAUAGUCAACUAUAAUAGUUCAUAACUUGUCUUAAAAUUUUAAUGUAUGUAGGACAAAUAGCAGUAUACUUAAAGUAUCCUAUUAUGUAAAUAUAAAGUAUUUCACCUUGGUGCAAUUUUAUAUAUUUAAUUAACCUUUAAUAAUAAUAAUAAUUUGGUAAGCGAAGAGCCACCCGCAUGUGGAUAUAGUUGCCGAUAAAUCGUUAUUUAUUAUUAUUAUAUUAUUAUUAUUAUUACAUGUUUUUCACAGCUUUGUUCUUAUGCUGGCUAUGUUUUUUCCUUGGAAGCUGGCUACAACCAGUAGCCUCAGGUCCCAAAGAUUUUAGCUUUCCAAGCUUCUUCUCAGUAUUCUUGCCGUCCCUAACAAUGCUGUUUUUUUGUAGAAGUUCUAUUCUUAUAUGUAUUCCCAAUUUCUCAAUCCACUUAUCCAGUUUAUUACUAACUGCUCCUAAGGCACCUACUAUUAUUGGAAUGACUUCUACUUUUUUCAUUGCCCAUAUUUUCCGAAUUUCCUUUUCAACUCCUCAUACUUUUCUACCUUCUCUGUUUCUUUUAUACCAAUUCUACAGUCCCCUGGAACUGCGAUGUCUAUGAUCUUGCAUUCCUUUUCCUUCUUUAAAACCACUACAAUAUCAGGUCUUCGACAUUCAAUCGCAUGAUCGCACUGUAUGUUAAAAUCCCAGAGAAUCUUUACAUUAUCUGAUUCAAUUACUCCGUUUGGUUGGUGUUCAUACCAUUUUUCAGCUUUCUCUAGUUGGUACAAACCACAUAGCUUCCAGUGUACAAUGCGAGCCACAUUGUCAUGUCUUCGUUUGUAUUCUUUUUGUGCUAGCUUCUUGCAUUCACUUAUCAAGUGUGUUAUAUGCUCUCCCUUUUCCCCACAAAGUCUACAGAGUGGAGACUCAACAGUUCUAUCUAUGUGAAACUUUACAUAAUUUGUCCUUAGAGCUUGCUCUUGUGCAGCACAAAGAAGUGCUUCAGUCUCAGGUUUCAAGUCUCCUUUCUUCAGCCACCACGUCUUCUCCCUAUCCACUUCUUUACCUAAAUCUCUGUUAUAUUGUCCAUACAUUUUCUUGUCAAUCCAAGCUUUCUCUAGCUCCUCUACUGCUUUCUUCUUAAAAUUUUCUUUUGUUUCGCAUCUUUCCGUUUCAAUCACACCUGUCUUUGCAACUUGUUGUAAAAGUGGUUCCACACUGUUCUUUACAUACCAUCCCAAACUGUUCUCCUCUGUACGAAUGCAUUCUUCACAACUGAUCAAACCUCUUCCGCCCUUUUAUCUCGGUAAAUAUAGUCGAUGAAUGUCACUUCUUGGGUGAAAAGCACCAUACAGUGUCAUCAGUUUACGUGUUUUGCGAUCCAUUGCAGCAAUUUCAUCUUUUGUCCAUUUCAAAACACCAGCUCCGUACCUCAGCAGCG
This is a messenger RNA of Paramuricea clavata, 3248 nucleotides long. The record is from the annotation of a GenBank genome assembly. Lineage: Eukaryota; Metazoa; Cnidaria; Anthozoa; Malacalcyonacea; Plexauridae.